AUGAUCGUGAACUCGACAAGCACGACGCCUGAAUUCCAGGCCAACUUCUCGGACCUUUCCUCGGGUCUGGGCUUCGAACUCUUGACAACAGCUGGCUCCAUCAUCUCCAACCAGACGAACACUACAUGGCUCUCGGCCGCAGAGGUAGAGCAUUUCCUUGGCGACCCGGAUGUCAUGCAUGCUAUCGGACUGAUUCUAGGAACGGGAGCCAUCGUUUGGGGCAAGAGGCUGCCGCACAUGUUGGCUGCCGUAGCAUCGACAAGCCUUGGUCUUUGGAUUGGACUGGUGGCUCAGGACAGGCAGCACUUCCAGAAGCCUGUCUGGGGAGUGGAACUUCCAGAAGGAAAGUGGUUCCCUUGGGCAGCGGGUAUUGCCGCCGGAGCCGCAGCCGCGAUCCUGAGCUACUUCACCUGGAAGCUGGCCUUGGCAUUGCUGACGGGUGGUUUGGUGACUUUGCUCGCCCUCGCCGCCUGCCGCUUGGCAAAUGUGUCGCCCGAGAAAGUCUUCGAGUUGGGAUCGAGCUUGCUGUCCUCGUACCGGCUGAUUGGUGCUGUGGUGCUGACUCUGUCAGUCAUUGCGUUUUUCUUUACGGUCCGGAAGUGCCAUGCGCAGAUGUCUGAAUUCGCAUCAGCGCAGCUGGGCACACUCCUGCUGCUUUCAGCCGUUUCGCACUUCGCCGCGCGAGUCGGAGCAGAGGCAAAGUGA
This is a messenger RNA of Symbiodinium sp. CCMP2456, 705 nucleotides long. The record is from the annotation of a GenBank genome assembly. Lineage: Eukaryota; Dinophyceae; Suessiales; Symbiodiniaceae.